Messenger RNA from Aphis gossypii (cotton aphid), 3686 nucleotides. Its product is annotated as DNA ligase 1-like. The transcript is spliced from 7 exons. NCBI's taxonomy places the organism in Eukaryota, Metazoa, Arthropoda, Insecta, Hemiptera, Aphididae. Bases 414 to 2165 code for a protein of 583 amino acids. The record is from RefSeq and is a predicted model, not a curated record.
UGAGCCAACAGUUGGUAAUUCAGUCAACUAGUAUUGAUGAUUUUGGUGUUUGCGAAAGUGACUGAGUGUCGUAGGAUGGCGUAUACACGUAUACAAUAUUCCCGGAUUUCUUUCAGCACAUCAUUGAUUACCAAAAUUGUCUUACUUACCUACUGAUGUCGCGGUCGUCUGGACCGCUAUUUCAACUCGCGCAUGCCAAUUUUGGGGUUGAAAUAUUGAUUGACUCGCAGCUGUUGGCAAACACAGUGCCUGGACCGUGCUCCUGCAAACAUUCGAUAGUUUGACUAGUGUAGGUAGAGGUUGGCGUACGAUAUGCUACUUCUCUUUUUUCAAGUCCAACAAUAAAAACAACAUUUUAAAAUAUAAGAAAAGCAAAUAUUUACAAAACAAUAUUUAUAUCAAAUAAAAUAACAAUGAAUUAUUUCUUACACCAAUCAAUAUUUACGAGUAUAUUCACAGUCACAGUCGAUAUUCUCAACUAUUUGGAAGAAACGUAUCCGCAUUUAAAGGAUUAUAUUGUGUUUUGUGGUAUAAUUGUGGAGUUAUUAGCUAUAGUUUACAUUUUUGAGUUUAUGAGAAGGCCAACUGAAGAUGAAAUUGAAGAAGAACAACAACAACUAAUAGAAGAAGAACAACAACAAAUAGAAGAAGAUAGCAUUCAAGACGAAGAUAAGAAGAAUGAUGAACACAAGACAGAUAACCUAGGAUUACAGACUGCAUUUAAUAUUAAUAAUAAGAGAAACAAUACUGAAGAUACAAGUUAUACUGGACUUAAAAGAAAUAAACAAAAAAAGGAACUAAUGAAGAAAGAUGGAAUUGUUCGCUCUGAAGAUAUUCAAGGGUAUCGAGGGGACAAAAAUAUUGAUGAAAUCUUAAAAUUCAUUGGAGAUAAAAGUAGUGAUAGUCAAAAAAAUAAAAUUAACAGUCGAGAUGGAAAAGGUUCUGAUAACGAUUUCGGUAGGCCAAAAAAUGGUAAAAUGAAAAUGACCAAGUAUAAUAGUGUUGAAAAUGUAUCUACAACAGUCUUUCAACCAAUGGAUAGUUCAAAUGAUGAGUCAAAAUCAAUUAAAAGUUUUAAACAAAGUAAAAAAAAGGUACCAAAACAAAACCAAUCUUCUAAGAAAUUUGUAUCUACUGAACAGAGACUUGAAGUCUUAUCAUCGAAAUCACAAAAUACAAAAUCGGUUACCAAUAAACAAAAGAGAAAUAAACAGAAAUCACAAAAUACAAAAUUGAUUACCAAUAAACAAAAAAGAAACAAACAGAAAUCACAAAAUACAAAAUCGGUUACCAAUAAACAAAAGAGAAAUAAACAGAAAUCACAAAAUACAAAAUUGAUUACCAAUAAACAAAAGAGAAACAAACAGAAAUCACAAAAUACAAAAUUGGUUACCAAUAAACAAAAGAGAAAUAAACAGAAAUCACAAAAUAAGUUAAAUGCAACCACUAGUAAUUUUUCUCCCUAUGACUCACAUUUAUUGUCACAGUAUACGCAACCUAAAAUUGUAAAAAAUAAAAAAAGAAUGAAAUCCACAUCUUUAAUGACUCAUUCUGAUAAAUCUGAAGAUUACUCUGAUCUAGAUUCUGUGCACUCUUUGCCUGCCUCAUCUACACCUUUUAAACAGCCAUCAUACAAAGAAGCUCCUAAAACCGAUUUGACUAAACCAGCCUGUAUAGUUACCACUUCUGAAGAGUCAAUACCAACAGUUACUGUUGCAUUACCACAACGAAAUGUUGACAGUAUAGUGAGUAAUGUAAAUUACGAUAAUAAAUUUAUCAACAGGGAUGUACAUGUCACCUAUAUAGUGCAUGAAUCCCAGAAAGUGGUUAUAGAGUCCGCUAUGAAGACUGCCGUUCUAAACAAAGUUCCUACAGCGAUCCCCCCACAGAGCGCCUCGUUUACUGUGCGUGUACCGCCAAAGAAAAAACAAAGCUCAAUUAUGUAUAAUAAGUAUGAGGUGGACACAAGUCUGUAUUUUGGAUUUGAAAUUGACCAAAAUGUACUGUGUGAUAGCGGUAAUAAUUAUUCACCCUCAGUAUCAAUUCCCAUGCCUAUAGAGUACAACUAUAAAGAAGUGAUAUUAUUCAUCAAACAAGCUUGGCAAGAUGUUGAAAAAGAGAAAAUCAAUGGGAGAUCAAAUAUUUUGGAAUACAAUCCAGAAUAAUACGUACCUAUUUUGAUAUUAUAUAAAUUAUAUAUAUUAUUUAAUUUUAUUUAUUUAUUUAAUUUUAUUUACGCCAAACGGCAAUAUACAAAUUAUAAGUUAAGUACAUAAGUUUAGUACAUAACAGUACAAAAUAAGUUACAAAUAAUCUAAAAAAAAAAAUAACCUAUAUUUAUCUGUGCUAUUGGGAACUUGAUUGUUUUUAUUCAUUUGAAUACUCGUUAUUAUUAUUGAACAAUUUUACCCUGCACCAAUCUAGUGGUGGUUCUUGAGAAGCCACAAGGGGGGUGGCGAAAAUGUUUUGCAUUUACUUACAAUUUUCAUGAAUAUCCCAUUUAUUUUUUCCUAUUGCUUGAUACAUAAGAAGAAAUCAUAAGUUCUAGGUAUAAAGUUUAUACUACAAUGGCUUAACAUAAACAUAUAGGUACUUAGGUAUCAAUAAAAAAAUUAAUACAAUAAUUAUUUUUAAAAUAAAAUCCGUGUUUUCGAAGAGGUAACGAAAGCUAUUAUUGUAUAAUGUAUAUAUCUGUGACGAAAACAAACGGUUUGCUGACUGUUUACCAUCAUACAAUUUAUUUCUUUAAUAUCUAUGGAUACCACCCGAUAUGGCAUAUCACGGUACAUACGAGUAAACCAGUAAAGAACGAGCGCCCUUAAACAGUUUUACAAUAAAAUUAUCGCCAAACGAUUUUUAAUAUUAAACUGUUUGCUCAAUGUUCAUUCAUAUCUUGUUUUUACUCGGCUCAAGGGGUAAGGGUUCACCUAUCAUCCCCCCUCCCCGCAAAACCACCACAGCACCAAUCAGACCACAUAUUAAGUUUAUCGUCAUUGAUUUAGAUGUAUACGAUUUAGUAGUUUGUACAAUAUAAACAUUAAAUACCCUGACCGUGGUAUACUUAAUAUGUUUUAUAAAGAUGAAAAUACAUUAUAAGCACGAUUUAUCUUAAAUCGAUAUAAUAUGAUAUAUGAUAUAUUAUGUGAAAAAUUUAAAUAUACGUAAAGUAAUCAGUUUUGUGUGUAUAAUUUUGUCAAUUAUUUAUUCAUUAUUUAAUUAUGUAAUAUUUAUAUUGUAAUUUUAAAUAAUUGUCGAGUUGAAUAGUUUUAACUACAGUUCUAAAUAAAAAAAAAAAAAAUUGUCAAUUUAUUUUUAAUAAUACCCCCCUUAGAAAUUUCUAACUACGCGCCUGAUUUGAUGUAAAGGUCUUCAAUUAUAAUGUUUAAUUCAUUCCCGUUUUAAUGUUCAAGUUUUCAAAAUAACUACCGACAGUUAAAAAUAAUUAAUAUUAAUGAAUAGAUGUACCGCCAAAGUUUGAUAUAAUUAUUCAUAUAAAAUAAAAUUUUUAUGUUUUCAAUCUUCUGCUUGCCAUACAGAUAUCUUACAAUAAUUAUAUACGAUGCUCGGUGACAAAAACCACUCUUACACCAUCACUAGACCCAUCAUCCUUUUUCUUAAUUAUUAACCACUUUGUAUCACAACUCUCUCUUUUCUGCACAAGCUUUGCUUUUGAAAAGAGAACCAAA